Messenger RNA from Xiphophorus couchianus (Monterrey platyfish), 2870 nucleotides. It is a transcript of the gene stk11, whose product is annotated as serine/threonine kinase 11. Gene Ontology annotation, molecular function: protein serine/threonine kinase activity; ATP binding; protein kinase activator activity. The coding region runs from base 823 to 2139 and encodes 438 amino acids. The transcript has 11 exons. Gene Ontology annotation, cellular component: cytoplasm. Gene Ontology annotation, biological process: establishment of cell polarity; intracellular signal transduction; glucose homeostasis. The record is from RefSeq and is a predicted model, not a curated record. Lineage: Eukaryota; Metazoa; Chordata; Actinopteri; Cyprinodontiformes; Poeciliidae.
UUUGACGCAGUAACGUGUGGGGCGAGUUCAGGGGGGAGGUAAACAAGAUGGCGACAACCUGAGAGGCAAGAGUAGCACGAAUAGUCAGAAAAUUUUAUUAGUAUUGUGUCAGACGAGAGGAGCAAUAGUUUUUGUCGAGGACGGCCACGCAGUGGAUGCCAUGCUGGGGAAACUGUGGUGACAUGGAGGACACCUAAGAACGGUUCAGCAUAUUGGAUGGUCCAGUCAACCUUCUGGAGUCGACUACAGCUUCGGUUGCUGAUCUAUACUGAAUCCAGUCCAGCCAUAUGCACACUUUAAGUCCUUUAGUAUGGACCUCUGAUAGAAAUGCGUUGCUGUAAAGCCUUAAAGAAAGACUGGUGGCCUUUACCUAAAGUCGUGGGGUAUUAGAAUCCUAAACAGAUUAUUGAGACUGACUGAUCAGAAUUAAAUUGUGAAAUCAUAGCCUUUUCCAUGAUUUCCGUUCAGCAUUAAUCAUAACAGACCUAGCUCACAAUGAAUAGUAUUGAACACUAACUCAGCACUGGAGCCAGUUUGUUCUGCACCCUAUUUUUUUAAACCCUAUUGAGUAAAAAAAAAAAGAUCCUAAUGUUUACAGGUUUCAGGUUGUUCACCCAGCUGUUUCCUCAGCCCUCAGGCUCCAUUUCACUUUCACCUGUUUUCACUGUUUUUUUCUUAUCUGGUUUUCGUUCGUUUAUCUCCACUCAUGGAUCUACUUAGUCUAGUUUUAAAGGGUUAACAGCAGAUUACGCUUCAGCAGCAGUCCGUUUGCAAACCUUUUGCCGUGCACCCAAGGAUUAAGCUGUUGUAAAUCUCGUCAUCAUGAGUGACGGCGACCUGCCUCGUCUCGAGUAUCUCAAUGAAAAUGAACUCAUGGAGAUGGAUACGUUCAUUCACCGCAUUGACUCUACCGAGGUGAUCUAUCAGCCACGGAGGAAGAGGGCCAAGCUGAUAGGGAAGUACCUGAUGGGGGACCUGCUAGGGGAAGGCUCUUAUGGCAAAGUAAAAGAAAUGCUGGACUCAGAGACACUUUGUCGCAGGGCUGUCAAGAUACUGAAGAAGAAGAAGCUUAGACGGAUUCCCAAUGGAGAAGCCAAUGUUAAAAAGGAAAUUCAGCUGCUAAGAAGACUUCAACAUAAGAAUGUGAUCCAGUUAGUCGACGUACUCUACAAUGAAGAGAAGCAGAAAAUGUAUAUGGUGAUGGAGUAUUGUGUUUGUGGAAUGCAAGAAAUGCUGGACAGCGUCCCAGAGAAAAGGUUUCCAGUAUUUCAAGCUCACGGGUACUUUUGCCAACUCAUAAAUGGCCUUGAAUAUUUGCACAGCCAGGGAAUAGUUCAUAAAGACAUUAAACCAGGAAAUCUGCUGCUGACCACAGAUGGGUCUCUUAAAAUCUCCGACCUUGGAGUAGCAGAGGCCCUUCACCCAUUUGCAGAAGAUGACACGUGUCGUACGAGUCAGGGCUCGCCGGCCUUCCAGCCCCCAGAGAUCGCCAACGGACUGGACACCUUUUCAGGGUUUAAAGUGGACAUUUGGUCUGCGGGAGUAACACUAUAUAACAUUACAACAGGUCUUUAUCCGUUUGAGGGAGACAAUAUCUAUAAGCUAUUUGAAAACAUCGGUAAAGGAGACUACACUAUUCCUGAGGAGUGUGGGCCUCUCCUGUCGGACCUGCUGCGAGGAAUGCUUGAGUAUGAUCCUGCAAAGAGGUUUUCCAUACAGAAUAUAAGGCAACACAACUGGGUGCGAAAGAAACAUCCUCCGUCGGAGCGCCCGGUGCCCAUCCCUGCCAGUGCAGAGAGCAGGGACCAGUGGCGCAGUAUGACGGUGGUUCCCUACCUAGAGGAUCUGCACGGCUACACGGAGGAUGACGACGACGAGCUCUAUGAUGGAGAGGAUGAGAUCAUCUACACUCAGGACUUCACAGUGCCAGGGCAAGUGGCUGAGGAACACCAGGAUCAGGGGAACGCAGACCACAGCCCAGCUGUCGCCAAGCCAGUUUGUGUGAACGGGACAGACGCCGGGUCUCUAAACAGCAAGACCAAAGCCGAGCGCAGGUCCUCCUCCUCGUCCAACCCCUCACGUAAAGGAGUUUCCACAGCCAGCAAAAUCCGCAAGCUCUCCACCUGCAAACAGCAAUGACAGCCCUCCGUUCCUCUCCCACGACAGCAGCCCAUCUGGUCAUUCUGUCUUCGUCCCUUAUUGUCUGGAGUCCCGAUGGCUGGGAGUGAAGCCUGCUGACAUUAACGUCCCCGCGCCUCCUCGGACCGCCAGCCUGCAUCGCCUCUCUAGAGGAGGGGAGGGAGGCUCGACCGGGAGGAGAAGGAUGGCAUGAAAAGUUCUGUUUGCUCUGAGACUGAGGCACUUGCUGUGAAGAUGUUUAUUUUCUCCCAAUAUUUUGCCUCCUUUUAACUUGUGUCAUCCGGUUCUGGUUAUUCAGCCCCCUCUCUCCUGCCCCCAGUUCUGUCAUCCUCAUUGGAUGGCCAAGUAUUGCACCGGACGAUUCAGACGCCCCUCUAGCUCCGAUCCCCGUCCUUCCCUCCCCCGACUUCUGUUUCUUCAACUACCUUUGUUUUUACUGAACCCUGAUGGCCGUUUUUAAUACACAUUGUGAUGUGUAAAAUAUUAAAGUGGGGAGAGAAAAAAAAAAAGCAAAGCUAUGGAUAAUUCUGUAUUUAAAUCUACUUUGUGAGUAAUCAUUAUAGCAAGACCACCAACAUAAACUGCAUGCAGUACAGAGCUGAAUGAAAAGGGAAGGCGAUUGGUUCGCGAAGCCCCGACUUAAAUCUUAAUUUAGGUUUAAAUUUUAUUUUUCCAGUGAUUUUAUUUUUUUUUUAUUAUUAUUAUUUAUAAAGAAUGUGUCCCAAACAGUC